GCAAUUUUUAAGAUGGCGACUUCGUUAUUUUAAUUUUACUGUAAUGUUCUCAACUGUUCUGUCAUUACUUAUCUACUCUUCAUGAUCGAAGUCCGAAGUGUGAGUAAAAUUAUUUUAAUUAGGUAGGCCUAAUAAAAAAUAAAUAACAUCUUAUAACUUGGAUCAGGACUCGCAGGUGAUGUGAAAAAUUUGUAACAAUGAAUCUUGAAUGAAGUCAAGUUUUUUGUCCACAGACUGUCCAAUGAUAAUAAAUAUAAUGAUUAAUGAUAGAUUAAGUAAGACUUAAUUAAUUAUACUUAGGCCCUAACAUCAUGAUGCGGUAUACCUCAUUGUCAUUAUGUCAUGCUAUUGACAGAAUAUUGACAAUAUUUUCAAUUCAAUAUCAAAUUGAAACAAAUUUCAAUUUCAACUAGCUCUCUAUUUGUAAUUGUAAACCAUAAAGAGAAAAUAGAAAAAUCUAGCCUAGAUUCUAGGAAAAAUCAGGGUAAAAUUAUAUUUUAAGUAUAAGUUGUUAUUUAUCCUGGAUAUCAAUCCUCUCUCUGUAAAUGAAUUAUUAGAAAAUUUAUUUGUUACUUGAUAAAUUAUAAUAUUAAAAGCUGAUUUUUUGCAGUUUUUUUUAAUCCUUUUUUUUUUUGGCCCCCCCCCCCCAUGACCCAGAUGGCCUGAGAUGAUCAUCUUAAAAUUUUCUUUGUCAACACCCCCACCCCCUUAUUUCUUUAAAGGAAUAGCUAAAAUAAAAGAGGUCUUUGUAUUAGUUUUACUAGAGACUCAGAACCUUUGUCUUUGUUUAUAUUUGUAUUUGUUUUUAUUUAUUAAUUUUAAAUUUAUGAUUAUGUGCUAGUUGCAAUGAUCAGCAACAUAAGGCUCAUUAAAUUUAUAUAGAAUAAAAUCGUCAUUUUUUUUUCUUUUAAAUACGAUUUAUUUUUGUCAAUUCACAACCAUGCUGACUGAAGGGGAAAAAAUGAAGUUGAGAAUCCAAGUGACAAACCCACAGUGUCAACAUACCUUAAGACUCAAAGACUUGAAAGAGUUUAAUAAAGUCUUAUUUAAUUCAGAUAUCAUUUAAUAUUAAUUUAUAUGAACACAUUUUAAUUUACAAGGCUAAGGAAGUGACAGAAUUUUAAAAAAAAGAAUCUUAUUUGGUAUGAAUGAAAAGAAAAAAUGUUUAGUAGGUAUCAAAAACAUUUUAAAAAAUAACUGCAAAUUUGAAUCUAAAGUCAAUUGAGGCAUGUGGACUCUUUGCCGUUUAGGGGCCCUUCUACAAGGGAUCCAAUUUUUUAAUUUUUGUGUGAGUGAAACCACUUGAUUCGAUCUUGGACUUACUUUUAAUGACCUAAUAUACUGUAUAGCCUUGGUGGGCAUCUCUGGCCCCCUUGUAUGUAACAAGUCCUAUAAUUAUGUGGAGAAAAGACAUUUUCAUUAAUAUCAGUUGAUCAGUCUCUCUUUGGGUGACCUUGUUAAAUAAAUAGAAAGUAAACAAAACCAUUAUUAUUUUUUAAAAAUAUUUUGUUUUAGGUUAAAAGUUCCCUGAUGACUUUAUAUGAGAUGACAUUAUGCUGAUUUUCAAUGAAUGCUCCCAAUUAAAAAGUGUUUCUACCAACAGCUGAUUGGGUUUCUUAAUUUGUUCCACUGGGGAUGGUGACAUAGAGCUUGCAGUGUGGAAAAACAGGUACAGGAAGAAAGACUCCGAAGUGAUUAUUAAUUAUAUUAUAGAUAUACAUCUUCAUGUGAUUUGAUGUACAUAUUGAAAAAACUUUAAAUGUUUAUAUUAACUGUUAUUUACAUCUGUUGCCUCUUUUUAUUUUUCAGUAAAAUGCUACCAGCACAUAAAGACAUCAUAAGGACUAAUUAUAACAAGCUGCGGCAAGCAAUCAAAGAGGACAUUAAACCUGUAUGCAAAGAUUUAUAUUCUGCUAAAGUUAUAUCCAAAGAUAUGAUGGACAGAAUAUUGGAGGUAAUUCUUGUGAUCAAAUUUAUGAGGGAACCACACUAUUCUUCUUCUUCUAUUUGAGGGCCCACAAUCAAUAUGUUGAUCAUUCUGGCUCUGGUUUGAAUUCAGAGUUUGCCUUCUCUUAUAUGAGCUGCUUGGGGUGCUUGGGAUGUUGGCUUUGGUUUGGGGAUUGAACUCAAGACCACCAGCUCGGCCACCCAGCACCACUUGUACGUGCAUGUUUAAGAAGAUAUUUAUGAAAAAUUAAAAUGUAAGAAUUAAUUGUAAAACAUGUAGUAAUUAUACAAAUGGGGAGAGAAUUUUAAGAAAGUAUAGUUUUCCAUUAAAACAAACCCUAACCCAAGGAGUCCUUGGUUAACAUCAUUUGGAGACAAAAGGGCUUGAAAAAAAAAAGGCAACUAACCUUGUCAGACAGUAAAGUAGAGCUUCAUUAAAAAAAUGUCUCGAUUAAUGGUUCCUUGCUGGUGUUCAUAUCUUUUGACUUGGCAGUUCUAUCAAAGAUUUUAGAAAACUUUUUUUAAAAUUCAGAAUAGAGUUUCCCUAAGACUUUAAAUAUAUAAGUGUGUGUGUGUGAAAGUUUUCAGAGUUACAAGCAAAUAUUUAAAUAAUAAUAAAUGCAAAUAAUUUUGUCUACAUUCUCUAUACUUAAAGAGUAACAACAAUAAUGCUGACAGAGCGAUGGCACUUUUAGAUAUACUACCAACAAGAGGGCCUUAUGCCUUUGAGCAACUGUAUAAGUCAUGUGUUGCUAAGGAACUAAAUGGAGCAGCAGAUAUUUUGAGGCCCGACCUUACCACCCAUUUUAAGUCAGCCAGAGCGGAUGAGCCAACAGGCAACCACAAUGGGGAUGACGAUCUGCCAGAUGGUGAGUUGAAGUCUGUGCGUGUGGAACCAAUGAAAGAAAAUUAAUAUAAUAUAAUCUUUAAGAAAUAAAAAAAAAUUUGUGUUUUAAAGGGCCAUGGAAGUAAUCUUAAAAAACCUUAAUUAUCCACUUAUUAUCCAGAAGGAACUCUUAAGGGGUUAUGAACUUUUUAUAACAUUUCGUUUGGGGCCGGGGGCCCAAAAUUUGAUUUUUUCUUAUAUGAGCUUUAUAAAUAAAAUGAUCAACAAAUACUCCUACAUAAAUAGACCAAUCUUGACCAAACUUAGUACAAAUAUACUGGAUUAUCAAUAUUCAAAUACCGAAAGGUUCUGAACUCAUAAUAUCCAUCCCUCUGGGGCCGAUUUCAUUUUUCCUUGUAUAAGCCAUAUAAAUAUCAAUAGGCUUAGACAACUCCUUAGGUUCUAUGUGAAUUGGUGGAUCUAGGCCUAGCUUUGUAGCAAUACCCUUCUUAGUCCGUAUUAAAAUAUCGGUGGCUAAUAAAACUAAUAAUAUCCAAUCCAAGCAGGGCCGAUCUAGAAUUUUCUAGAAAGUUCCAUAAUUUUGAAAAGCUAUAACUAUGGUAUUUUUAAUUCGAUUUUCAUGGGACAAAUUUUAAAUUGUAACUCUAUAAUUUAUCUGAAUGAUUUUUAUAGGGCCCCAACCCCAUCUCAGACAUAACUUAAACGGUACUAACGGGGCCCAAAUUUCAUUUUAAAUCUACUAUAGUUAUAGUAGUUUAAUUAAGUUGAAAAUCUUUCGCAUUCGAGAAAAAAUUACGUAGAAAAGUAAUUUUUUACACGUUUCAUGGAGGAUAUUGAAUUUAAUCUAGAAUGUUCCAGAAGGUUCUUUAUUGUUCUACGGGGAUAUAGAAUGGGAUCUAAAAGCUUAUUUGAACAAAAUCGUACUGAACAUGAUCACAUAGAGGAACAGGACCCUAAUGGGGAACGAGAUCCAACAGCAAACUGGAACCCAUCUGUUAUGCGAUCCCAUCGGGUAACACGAUCAAAUCGGGAUCUUAUCGGGAAAAGAGAUAACAUUGGAAAAAAGAGUCCUUAGGUAUAACGAGAUCCCAUAGAGAACGGUAUCCUAACAGGAUCGAAAGCCCAUCGGGAUCCAACAAGAUCAGGAUCCCACCGGGAUCUGGAUUUCCCCUGGAUCCGGAGCCACAAGAAAACGGGAUUCCACCGGGAAUGGGAUCACACCGAGACAAGAGGUUGCCCCCGGAACAUGGUCAGAAUGGGUUUGGGAUCUUACCAGGAUCGGGGUCCUAAUGCAAUCCCGUGCAAUGCCGGGUAUAUUGGCUAGGUUAUCUAUAACAACAAAGUGCAGGUACCCGCUCUGUACAUUAGCACCUUUGUGUUAGUUUUUAGAUUAGUUAACAUGUUGAAAAUUAUUCUUUAAGUCUAAACAUAGGCGAAGUCACCCCGUUUUACUGUAUUUAAAAUUAUUUGCAAAAAUAGUUGUUGUCUCUGUUUAAACCUACUUAAAUUCCAGUGCCAACAUAAAAGAAUAAGUAGUUUUAAAACUAAUUGUUUUAAUUUUAUUAUCAAAGUAUGUAUAGAAUAAAUUAAGAAAAAAUGGUUUCAAUAACUUGUAUAAAUAUCCCCCCACCCACCCCGUUCCUUUUUCAGUUUUGAAGAUUUUGAAAAAAAAUUUGUAUUAGUGCAAUGAAUUUCAUUUAAUUUCUAGCUUGGCCAUCAGAAGAGAUUAUCAGUAGUGGUAUUCAAGUGCGCAAAGUCAACACAGAUGAUGUGCAAAUCAUUGAGUUCUAUAGGUAUUCCUUGUCACCUGAAGGCCAAGUAAGUGAAAACCAACAUAUAACAUUUAUGUUGACUUUUAUUUAUAUGCAUAUGUAUGUCACAUAAGCAGUUUUUAAAAAAUAAUUGUUGUCAGAUAGAACUAUUCAUAAAUAUCUUUGCUCACUGAAAGAACUAUUCAUAAAUAUCUUUGCUCACUGAAGUCAACAUAUCAUGGAAAGUUAUUUCUGCUAGUUGGCCACACCAUCAAGAACUGCAUUGUUUGUUGGCCACUGGAUAUUGUUUUCCUUUCACUAAAUGUCUUGCUACAUAAAAUAUGGAAUAAAGUAGGCAUUAAAAUUGGAUGCACUGAAACUCACAUAGAAAAAUAUGUGCAAAGGAGCUACAUUGCACGAAAUGAAGAGAGAUUACUAGAGCUCCCGGAUAAUAAAGUCUAAUCGCAGUAAAGAAAUCUCUUGAAAUCUUCAUCUGACAAGUGGGUACUGCCACAAACCAUGAAAUUUUUACUUUAACUUGUUAUGUCAUUGAGACCAUUGACCAUCAUGAAGUCUGCUGUUAUGUUGAAGUUUAUCGGCGGCCCCGUGCUAUUUUUAAUUAAACCUGUUAUGUCUUCGAGACCAAGGGUGAUGCUGAUGUCUGCUGUUCUAUUGAAGUUUUUCAGUCCGCCCACUUUCCUUGUGACUUCUAGUCAGAAAUUCUAUGUCAUGCUUGUUUCCAUUAUUGAUCUAAUGCUGUUGUUGUUUUUAAUUAACCUCCGGAGGACAAAAUUGUGAAACAAACUGUUACUGAAAACUUUGGCUGAUAAACUAAUGAGGUGUAAUAGCUUCAGCUGUGCAUCAAGGGACGAAGAUUACAGUAUUUGAAUAAUUUUGUUUAAUUUUCUUACUUUACUUAAUAUGGGCCUAACAACAAUUUCAGAAGAAAUACUACUCGAUGAAAAACAAAAUCAAGGGACAUGCGCUCGUGAUCAACAAUGAAAAGUUCACAUAUUUGCAGAACAGAGAAGGAACACUCAGAGAUCGCAAAAGUAUUGAAUCUGUUUUUAAGGAAGAGUGUCUUGGUUUUGAAGUUACUGUACAUCCCAAUAAAACAGGAGAGGUGAUCAAUUAAACCAACAAAUUAAUUAAUGCCCCUUGAUUUUUUUUAUUUACAUAGUAAUUGUUCUUAGAAAUAAUGUUGUGGAUUUUAUCAUUAUCUCACACAAAUAGUUAUGAGCCUUUGUUUAAUGUUACUGUUAGUUAACAAAAAAAGAUAAUAGAGGUAUUUGUUUAAACUUACAUACAAACAUUGUAGAAAAAGGUUGGAAUCAAGCUGUUGAUGUCAUUUUGUGAUUAAAAAUAUUCAGGUUUUUUUCUUCUUUAUUUUUUUCAAAAAAUCAACAGGAAAUGUUAAAAAUUCUGAAAGAUGAAGCGGCCCUUGAUCACAGCAGAUUUGAUUGUUUUAUGCUGUUCAUCUUAAGCCAUGGCCAUGAAGGGGUUGUAUUUGGUAUAGACGGACGCACAGAGAAUAAUAAACAUUACAACUAUGUGACCAUCACAGAGAUAAGAAAGAUGUUUAGCAGUGUUACAACGUUGAUUGGCAAACCAAAGAUAUUCUUUAUCCAGGCUUGCCAGGGAAGUAAGUCAAAAUUAUUUUCCAAUGUAUUGUUACAUCCUUUAACCAAUUUAUCAAUUUGUAGUAAACUCCUUUAACCACUUCAUAGUAAACUUCUUUAAGAGUUAAGACCAGUGUAUCAUUAACUCCAUUAAGACCAAUGUAUCAGAAAAUUAAGACCUUUAAUUAAAUUAUGAAAAGAUCUAUGCAAUGUUGGUGCACUGGUAUACAGGCAAGUUGGUAAAAUCAAUGUCUUUAUGUUGAGAAACAUACAGAAACACCUCAAGUGUUGGCAGCAUGCUAGAAACACUGGUCAACAUUGGAAGAACGACGACGACUAUCCAGGCUCACAAUGUUGUACAAGAUAAAAAAUGGGCUGGUCCACUGCUCCGGCAUUAAACAGAAACUCGUUCAUCUUCCCCCUAGUCAGCGACGAGGUCAUGACAGACAGUUCCGGCUGGUAAAAACAAGAACAAAGUACAGGAGCUCCUCAUUCCUGCCGAAAACAAUAGGGGAUUGGAACAAGCUUCCAAAAGCAACAGUUGAGGCGGCUACACUCGACACAUUUGUGUCUAUUGCCUCCUGUAUUCCAAUCCCCAGUUCGUAACACCACUACUGAGUAGCCCUUGCCACCAGUGAAGUAUCCCUUUGAAACCCAUGCACAGUAACAUCACGAACCUCUCUGAAACAUAGGAGUCAGAAUGAUCAAUUCAUUGAUCGUGGGCCCUUAAAAUAAAGAACAAGAAGAAGAAGAUAACUAAUCUUAAGUUUAGUUAAAACUAUACAGUGUGGAACACUGUAGCAAAAUUGAUUGGUCAUUAUUCAAAAAUAAAUUAUUGAAAUCUUUUGAUCAGCAUUUUAAUUCAUUGUAUUUAUACUGGACCUACGACCUUGACCUAUCUCUAACGUUACUUAGGGUUCAGAAUUAUCAGAGACCCUCUCACUGGGUUAUCUUUGAAACAAAAUUUCAUAGGGAUGCUCUGUAAAUAUGACCCUAACAAUCACAAUCGACCUGUCAUUGCAUACAAUCAACAAUCUUGUUGUAGAUGUUUAGUUGUGAUAUCCCGCCGUGUGUCUGUGAGUGUCUGAGCUUUAACUGUUGACUUGUCAUUUGUUUGUUUUUUUAAAUGUUGUUGCAGAAGAUGUCUGCAUCUUAAACUCAUUCUACUGCUGUGUUGCAGAAGAUGUCUCAAUGUCUGCAGCUUAGACUCAUUAUUCUACUGCUGUAGUUAUGAAAGUUGAUGAGUUUCAGCAAAUAAUUGUGUUUGCCCUCAUCUGACAUUUAAAAAAAACGUUUUGGUACAAAAGAGAAUAUUUUCAUAAAAUUAAAACUGAUUUGAUGUCCUAAUGCCCUCACUUUAUACAGAUGCAAAGGAUACAGGAAUGUUUACCAACCCAGCUGACAGACCUGUCGGUGACGUAACCUUGAGUCCUGGUCCUACAUUAAAUACAGGCUCCAGUGCAAAGCCUGAACCAAUGGAUGUAAUCGUGAGUCCUGCAUUGAAUACAGGCACCAGCAUAAAUGCUGAACCAAUGGAUGAAACCCUGAGUCCUGGUCCUGCAUUAAAUAUGGGCUCCAGUACAAAGGCUGUAACAAUGGAUGUAAUAGAUAACAAGCGAGCAGAUUCUCCUCCGGUACAGUUGAAACAAAUAGUUUUAGCUGAGGUAACAGAGGUAGUGCCAGGUAAGUUACUGGCUUAACACUUGAUGAUUUGUUCUUAAAACUAAUACUUGAUAAAAAAUAAAAUUAAGGGCAGUUGAUUGAUAGUCCGAAAGGCUGACAUCCUAGGGUUCAAAUUUUAGCACCACCAAAGUUCCUAACCAUUAUUGUUAAACAGAAUUACUUCGGACUAACUUAAGAACCAAACCGAGCUUUCUGUAGACUAAUUUUUAUUGUUUAAACUUGGCUCAAUGGGUGGCUCAGCUAGAGUUAGUAUUGCCUGGGCGGGCUAAGCUUUUUUCACGCCCCCAACCAAUAAAAAAACUCUGCAGUCUGCCAAAAGUCAAAUGGUGCCCCAUAAUACAAGGAAAAAGUUCUACCCUUCCUCCUCAACACUGAGUAUAAUGCAUAAAUGUAUCUGAAUUUGCUAAGAAAACUAUAUCUUGUGUUUUAUGUACAUGUUGUGUCCCUUUGGGCCCUGGGAUGAAACUGACAGUUAAAUAAAUGAUGACACCAGGUGCCCCACGUUAUUCCUAACUGAGUACUAAAUUUUAUUUGUUGCUUUGCAUUGAGAUUUUUCUUCUUUUACCUAAAUUUUAGUUCACCAAGAGGCCUCUGACAGGUCUCUAAGUCAUGUUGCUGCAACUAAACCAUCUUCAUUAGACUCAAAUGAGGAAGUUAAUAUCAGACAUGUGAAACGGGCAUUGCGCCUUGCUUGGGAGGCCGAGUUGGAGCAGAGUGAUGCUGUAGGAGAAAAGACUCCCAGCCUGGCAGACACAUUCAUCGCCAUGGCAACAACACCAGGUGGGAUUAGUAACUUUGUUUCCUUUUCGCAUUUCUUCGUUAAUAUAAAAACUCUACGAAAUAUUUUUUUGAAACUGUUUUAACCACAUAGCACUUCUAGUCUACAACCGUCUAGUCAAUGACCUUAAUAUCAACAAUGCAACUUAAGCCUAGCACAGGGCACAAUAAUAAUAGCUAACAAAAUUUAGAAUUUUAGUAAUUAACUCAAUAUUUCCAGGAGAAGCAAAUGAAUGAAUCCAGCAAAAUUUUAACUUUAUGAUAAUAGGCUACAUCAUGGGAGACCGGGUGCUUGUAUCAUGGGAGACCGGGUGCUUGUAUCAUGGGAGACCGGGUGCUUGUAUCAUGGGAGACCGGGUGCUUGUAUCAUGGGAGACCGGGUGCUUGUGUGGUCAUACAUUGAAGUAUAAGGGCAUUAAAAAUUAACAGCAUAUUCAGACAUCUUAAAUCCUUAUUUUUUCAAUUUAUUCGUGAUGUUCAGUUCCAUUAUUUGUGGCAGACAAUUGCAUUUAUUCAUGAUGUAAGUUGCAUCUAUUUAUCAUGUACAGAUGCAUUUAUUUGUCAAGGGUAUGAGAAUCACUGUUGUUAUUUGUAGAUCACUGUUGUUAUGAUGGUAGGGAAAAGAUGUUUAGUUUAGAGAUUUCAUGUGUAGCUGUCUCUAUUGUGUGAGAGUGUUGUGAUGUAUUUGGGUAAGGGAAAAUGACAUUGCUGUUUUUAUUGUGGAUAAAUGGCGGAGAUACUCUAUUUACUGUUUGGACUUGUGUAUUGCUAAGUGUGUGGUUCGAACAAUUUGAAUAUUAAUCUGAAAUUAUAUAUCAACCACAGUAAUGCCAUAAUUAUAGUGGCUAUGUUUUAAGGUAGCCAGUCAGAAUCCUGGGGAUGCAAAGUGCUAAAGAAGACACACAAAAAACAAAGGCAAUGAUGUGCUAAUUUGUUUAAAAUCUUUCCAAACUGGCAACUAACCAUAACUUUUAUUAUCGGUCUGCCAUUCAGGAAACCUGUCCUGGCGCAACACCAAAUAUGGUACUUGGUUUAUACAAGCAAUAACUUUUGUAUUUGCCAAGUACGCCUACAAGAAUGACCUCCAGAAACUCAUGACUCAGGUAAGUGCUUAUAUAUAAAUAUAUAUAUAUGAUUCUGCUGGUUGUCGUCCAUGGCUUGUCAUGUAAAUAGUUUUAAUUUUUUUCAUUCAUUGAGACUGCAACUUUACUUUCUCGAGACUCCCACUAACCAGGAUGAGGAUUCAUUUCCUGUACGACAACGCAAAUCUACACGGACACCUCCACCUGAUCAAUCUAAAGCACUUGACCUUUACAUUAAAUGUACAGAGAAUCAAAUAAAAAAUCUACGACAAACUCCACUCCAUAAAUCAAAUUUAUCUAAACAAGAAUGGCGAGCACUCUCCCAUAUCAAAACACGUCAGGUUAUCAUUAUUAAACCGGCAGACAAGGGCGGGGCUGUUGUUGUUUGGGAUAAGAAGCUCUACAUUGAAGAGGCCUCCAAACAAUUACAAGAUAAAACAUUUUACACGCCGAGGUCCAACGACCCCAUUGUACAGAAUAAUGAAAUUGUCAAGGAAAUUAUCGAGGAACUUAUUCAAGUUGGCAAAUUACCCGCGUCUGCUUCAAACUUACGUAUUUAUGACAGUGAUCUUGGUAAACCAUGCUUGUAUUUGCUACCAAAGAUUCACAAGGAGGGAAGUCCAGGAAGACCUAUUGUCUCAGCUUGUUCUUGUCCUACUGUACACCUCAAUUCCCCACACAGAUGGACUCACCGCUAUUUCAUUUUUUCUGAAUAUGAAUCCUAAUCCCAAAUUUCCAACAAGUGCCAUUGUACGUUUGACUGAAUUGGUUCUACAGCUUAAUUCGUUUGAAUUCAAUGGCAAAUUUUUCGAUCUGAUCAGUUGUGUUGCUAUGGGAAUGAAAAUGGGACCAAGUUAUGCAUGCUUAUUUAUGGGCCAUUUGGAACAUCUUUGGAGAGAACACUACCAAGGUCCUUUCCCAGAAUGAUACAUUGAUGACUGUAUAGGGAUUACUAAUAUGGACAUGACACAACUAGAAGGUUUUAUUUACUUCAUUGGAGAUUUUCAUCCAACAAUUAAAUUCACUUCAAUGAUCCAUAAAAGCACCAUCAAUUUUUUGGACUUACAAAUUAAACUUCAUGAGAACAAAAUAUCUACGUCCAUUUUUUAUAAACAAACAGAUAGUCAUAGCUUCUUGCUAUAUUCAUCAUCCCAUCCUCAAUGGUGUAAAAACUCCAUCCCAUUUUCUCAGUUGCUGAGAGUCAGAAGACUAUGUAGUAAUGAUGAGGUUUUUGGAGAAAGAAUGUCUGAAAUGUUGGAUUUUUUUCGACGCAGGUUAUACCCCGAAGAUAUUUUAAAAGCAGCUGUCACUCGAGUUAAAGGUAUGACUAGACAGGAUUCUUUUAAAGCUACUCAUUCUGACACUAGUGAUAGGUCUAAAUUUAUUUUAACUUUUCAUCCCCACAACCUAAAAGCUCGCUCUCUAGUUUUGAAAAACCGCUCAAUUCUGAUGGCGGACCCUGUCACAAAUGAGAUUUUUAGAAAACCUCCUCUUUUGGCUUUCCGGCGAGACAAGAGCCUUAAGGACAUGCUAGUUAGAAGCCACCUCCCUGCUAUUAAAGCACAUAAAGGCACAAAAAGUUGCAACCGUAGCCGUUGUAACUGAUGUCCCUACGUGAUCGAAACUGAUAAGAUCACUUUCCCUCUGGAAGUAUUCUGAAUAAAAGAUGGCUUUACCUGCACAAGUCGCAACGUGAUUUACACCAUCAUUUGCAAAAAGUGCGGUAAAUUAUACAUAGGAGAGACAGGUCGUCGCCUUGGGGACCGUUUCAGAGAGCACCUCUAUAACAUAAAUAAACGCGCUCUCUGUCCGGUCUCCAAAAAUUUCAAUAGCCCUAACCAUGAUGGUAUCUCAGACAUUGCAGUUGCUGGUAUACUCUAUAGUAGUAACACUACAAAUAGAAUCUAUAUGGAGAACAAAUUAAUAACUAGAUUUGGUACGUUGUCUCCAUAUGGAAUGAACCAAAUCCACAAUUUUACUUAGCUGCCAUGUCUUUUUCCUGUUUGGUUUUUACAAUUAUGUUAAAAUCACUUCCUCUCUACUCCUCUUUACUUUGUUUUUGUCUGGUUUUAGCGCCCUCUCCUAUAUUUUUUCUGUUUUAGGUAGGAUAUGCAUAUUGAUAUUAUGUAAAUUUAAUUUAUACUUACUUAAAUGUGUUGUGUUUGUUUGUACUGAUGAAGGCAUGUGCCGAAACUUUUAAUUUUUUAUAAUGUAUAAUUAUUAUUAAAGCGGAACUUAUAUUGUUCUAUUGACACAAUUUGUUCGUGUCUUAUUAAAAUAGUUUUAAAUACACAUUUGUUUUGUUUUUAAUUUAAUUAAUGUACCCGUAUGUUGAUUAAUUAAUUAAUGUACCGGUAUGUUGAUUAAUUAAUAAAUGUACUGGUAUGUUGAUUAAUUAAUUAAUGUACCGGUGUGUUGAUUAAUUAAUUAAUGUACCGGUAUGUUGAUUAAUUAAUGUACCAGUAUGUUGAUUAAUUAAUUAAUUUUAUAAGUUCUUGAUUAUGUUUGUUAAAUUCUACGUACAGCGUGGUGAGCCCACGCUAUAUAAAACACUUAUAGUAAUAUAUAUAUAUAUAUAUAUAUUCUCACUUUAUAUAUUUUUAACUGUGCCAUUAUGGGACUGUGGUGACCAACGAUCCUGAAUGACCAACUGCCCUUAUCCCUCUUAUAUGUUCUUAUAUUCGCCCUUCAUCCAUAUCACCACUAGUAUUUUUUUCACUUCUGUUUUAACUUAAAUCCAUUUCAUUUAUUUAAAUAUUGAAAAUGAUAUAAUGAAUGCAGUCUCCUGUCACUGUGUGAUUAAACCCCAACCCCAUUCAGUAAUGUCCCUUAAAGAGAAAUGAAAUGAAGACGCAUUAUCAAAGUAGUUUGGGAUGAACAAGAAAAUCCUGCAAUCUCCCAGGGAGUCACAGACAUAUGGACAGAGAGUCUGAUGAACAAGAAAAUCCUGCAAUCUCCCAGGGAGUCACAGACAUAUGGACAGAGAGUGACUACUUGUUCUUUUAGGACGUUAGUCCCAGGGAGUCACAGACAUAUGGACAGAGAGUCUGAUGAACAAGAAAAUCCUGCAAUCACCCAGGGAGUCACAGACAUAUGGACAGAGAGUCUGAUGAACCAGAAAAUCCUGCAAUCUCCCAGGGAGUCACAGACAUAUGGACAGAGAGUCUGAUGAACAAGAAAAUCCUGCAAUCUCCCAGGGAGUCACAGACAUAUGGACAGAGAGUCUGAUGAACAAGAAAAUCCUGCAAUCUCCCAGGGAGUCACAGACAUAUGGACAGAGAGUCUGAUGAACAAGAAAAUCCUGCAAUCUCCCAGGGAGUCACAGACAUAUGGACAGAGAGUCUGAUGAACAAGAAAAUCCUGCAAUCACCCAGGGAGUCACAGACAUAUGGACAGAGAGUCUGAUGAACAAGAAAAUCCUGCAAUCUCCCAGGGAGUCACAGACAUAUGGACAGAGAGUCCGAAAGAAUACUGGGGCAUACGGACCAAAACACAGAUCAGUAGUGCAAGCGUUGAGGAACCCCCAAGUUCAUCUCUAGAUGAAAUCAUUUACCCCUGUCAUGGUAUCUGCUUAACGUAACAAUUCUUUGGGGUCAGAAUCAAACUGCCUGCACUCGACGGCAUUUUUAAAUAUUGUAUGGAAAACAAUUUGCGUAAUCGUUUCAAUGAUAUGUAGGAAAUAAAAUGUCAGGCUUGAUAUUUAAAAUACUGCCACUCUUAGCAUUGAAUCUUUGAUAAGCAUGUAUUGAUCUCCUCAACAGGUGAAUAACUUGGUGAGUAAAGCAGAGACCAUCAAGGGAAAGUAUAAACAGGUGGCCGAGAAGACAGACACGUUCACAAAGUCGUUGUACCUGUUCCCAGGAUUACCUGCAGAGAAUACCUGAGAGGACAGGAUGUGAUGUAAUGAAGUAUAUGAUAACCUGCCAGGCGGGCAAAGGUUGAGCUACAAGAUUUGUUAAGAAUGGAACAGACGUGCAAACUUGCUCCAUGUUUAUAUCAAGAGUCUUAUAGGGGAAUUUGGCCCUGAAAAUUCAUGGCCCAGUUUUCUUUUUGUGUUUAGGGACUUAACUGAAUAAAGACUAAAUAAUAGGAAUUCCCCCCCCCCACACAAAAUGAAACAAGGUUUUAGAAGUGAGACAGUUGUUAGUUGUGGUCGCUAUGGCCUUGAGAGUAAUGGUGACAUGCUAGCAUUAUAAAGGG
Lymnaea stagnalis (great pond snail) is the source of this 13906-nucleotide messenger RNA. NCBI's taxonomy places the organism in Eukaryota, Metazoa, Mollusca, Gastropoda, Lymnaeidae. The record is from the annotation of a GenBank genome assembly.